Spirodela intermedia is the source of this 1546-nucleotide messenger RNA. NCBI's taxonomy places the organism in Eukaryota, Viridiplantae, Streptophyta, Magnoliopsida, Alismatales, Araceae. The record is from the annotation of a GenBank genome assembly.
AUGGGAGAGGCGGCAGAGUUGGGCUUGGCAGCAGCGGCGCCGCCUCCCCACGCCCACGCGCUCAUCGUUCCUUACCCGAGCCAGGGGCACAUCAACCCCAUGCUGCAGUUCGCCAAGCGCCUCGCCUCGAGAGGAGGCCCCAGGGUCACUCUCGUCACCACCCGCUUCAUCCUCCUCUCCCUCGAUCCCGCCGCAACAGCCGACGCCUCCGUCGGCCUCGUCGCCAUCUCCGACGGCUAUGACCGCGGUGGCGUCGCGGAAGCCCCCUCCUUGGACGACUACCUCCGAAGCCUAGACGCCGUCGGCUCCCAGACCCUCGCAGCCCUUAUCGAGCAUCACCGCGGCGCCGGCGCCGGCGAUGGCCCCUUCACCUGCGUCGUCUACGACACCUACGCGCCGUGGGCGGCGGCGGUGGCGAGCCGGCUGGCCCUGCCGGCCGUCGCCUUCUCCACUCAGUCCUGCACCGCCAGCGCCGUCUACUGCUACGUCGGAGGUGGGCUGCUGCAGGUCCCAGAGGACGGCUCCGCCGUGAUCUCUGCCGAGGGCUUGCCGUCUCUGUGCAAGUCAGAGCUCCCGUCGCUCGCCGCCGGUGGCAGCGGCAGCGGCGCCUAUCCGAUGCUCGCCGCGCUGUCCCUGAGCCAGUUUAGUCGCCUGGGGAAGACCGACUGGGUCCUCGUCAACAGCUUCGAGGAGCUGGAGCCCCAGGUGAGUGAGCUCUUCAAUGGCCGUCUCCAAUGGCUAGACGACUGAUCGAGUGAAAAAUCUUUUUUGGUGGCGCAAGGUGGUGGAUGGGUUGAAGCUCCACAUGAAGGCUCUGACGGUGGGACCGACGGUGCCGGAGGGGGACGGCCGGCACGGGAUGGACCUGCUGAGAGCGGACGCCGCCUGCCUACGGUGGCUGGACGGCAAGCCGGCGGCGUCCGUCGUGUAUGUCUCCUUCGGCAGCUUCGCGUGCCUCUCGGCGGAGCAGACGGCGGAGAUAGCGCACGGGCUGAGGGAUUCCCGGCACGAGUUCCUGUGGGUGGUGAGAGGUUCCGAGCAGGGGAAGCUGCCGGCGGGCUUCAGGGAGGAGGCCGGAGGCGUGGUGGUGGCGUGGUGCCCGCAAUUGGCGGUGCUGGCGCACCCGGCAGUGGGGUGCUUCGUCACCCACUGCGGCUGGAACUCGACGCUGGAGGCUCUCAGCCUGGGGGUGCCCAUGGUGGCUAUGCCGCAGUGGACGGACCAGCCCACCAACGCCAGGCUCGUCGAGGACGCCUGGGGCGUCGGCGUACGUGCCAGGCCCGCCACUGGCGGCGGCGGCGGCGCUGUGAUCGUGAGGGCGGAGAUCUCUCGCUGCGUGAGAGAGGUCAUGGACGGGCCGGGGGCUCGGCGCAUCAGGGCGAACGCUGUGAAAUGGAAGGCGGCAGCGAGGGAAGCGGUGCGGAGCGGGGGCAGCUCCGAUCGGAACCUCGGCGAGUUCGUCGAGUACCUCCACGCCACAGCCCAGUCCAGGGCGGCAGCGGCCCCAGCGGGGGGGUACACUGCCUCUACGGCGACGAUGAUAUGA